Messenger RNA from Tupaia belangeri chinensis (Chinese tree shrew), 597 nucleotides. Its product is annotated as pleckstrin homology domain-containing family M member 1. Bases 184 to 453 code for a protein of 89 amino acids. Lineage: Eukaryota; Metazoa; Chordata; Mammalia; Scandentia; Tupaiidae. The transcript has 4 exons. The record is from RefSeq and is a predicted model, not a curated record.
GGUCGCGAGGCCACAGCGUCGUUUAGGCGGUUGAGAGGCAGUAGCGGCCCGGAGCGCCCCCAACCCCGCCUCCCGCUCUCUGAGGUCAUCAAGAAGAAGCUGGUGGCAUCUGUAAAGGCACUACAGAAGCAGUAUGUGUCCCUGGACACAGUAGUCACUAGCAAAGACGGAGAUGCCAACACCAUGUGCAGUGCCCUGGAGGCCAUGUUCAUCCACGGCCUGCAUGCGAAGCACAUCCGAGCCGAGGCUGGAGGGAAGAGGAAGAAAAGUGCUCACCAGAAGCCUCUGCCUCAGCCUGUCUUCUGGCCCCUCCUGAAGUCUGUCACCCACAAAAUUCUCAGGUGCAGUCCUCUGACAGCUGUUGAAAAUUCAUAUCUUUUUAAAUUACCAGCAUUAAAAUACCUAGACAUGGGAACAACACAAGUAUCACCACAGUUGAGAAUAUCCUCAUGACGACUCUUGAAUUGCAAAACCUGUAAGUUAUUUUUCUCCUUAGGCUUAUUUUACUUCAGUGUCUAUUAAGUUUGUCUUAUUAUUUUUCUUAAGUUCUAUUUGUUUAUAGUGUAAUUUUCACAUAAUAAAAUUCUCCCUUUUUAA